Perkinsus marinus ATCC 50983 is the source of this 445-nucleotide messenger RNA. RefSeq lists its product as hypothetical. The record is from RefSeq and is a predicted model, not a curated record. NCBI's taxonomy places the organism in Eukaryota, Perkinsozoa, Perkinsida, Perkinsidae. The annotation marks the transcript as partial. The transcript is spliced from 3 exons.
AGGAUUAUCAUGGUCUGAUCGUUUACUUGAUACAACUGAAGCAGCACUAGAUGUCACAGAAAAGGCAGUGGGAUUCAUAUUAUCUGACGAUAAUAAUCCGAAUACCACUCCAUCAUCAAAUACUGAGGGAUCAAAGGGAGCAAUAGAAGGGGCCAACACAGUGCCAAUAGCAGCAGAAGGGAAAUCCCAUGAGGUGACGGUAGAGGGAGAAGGGCAUUCGUUAUCAGAGCCAGCAGCAGCAUCAGCCCUUAGUGUGGAGGAGUUCACGUCCAGUGAUGAAGACAUUCGAUCAAGGUUUCUAAGUGCAUCAUCGAGUGUAUCAUCAUCAUCAUCACGGACAUCAUCAUCAUCAUUAUCAUUAUCGCCAAACCCGCUCGCCUCUUUACAGCCAUGUGUCAUACCUUCAUUAUCGGGUCCACCACCAGCCCUCUUACCCGGCCAACGA